CAGGGCACGGCUCGCAGCGUCUGUGGUAACCUUGUCGGCCGGGAAGGCGGAGGCCAAAGGCGGUGAAAGGCUGGUGACCCAUUUGGGGGCUGCGCAGGAGAGAAUAUGACUGCUGGUUCAGUGUGUGCCCCUCAGAUCAUACCACUACGAGUGCCUGAGCCUGGAAAAGCUAACAAUGAAAUUGAUAACAAUACUCUUUUGGAAAUGAAAUCCGACACUCCAGAUGUCAACAUAUAUUACACCCUGGAUGGAAGCAAACCUGAGUUUCUAAAAAGAAUUGGUUAUGGUGAAAAUAAUACAUUUAAGUAUACAAAACCUAUUACUCUCCCUGUUGGAAAAAUACAAGUUAAAGCUAUUGCAGUCACUAAAGACUGCAGGCAGAGUAGAAUUGUAACAAAGGUUUUUCAGGUAGACUACGAACCACCAAAGAUAGUCUCUUCAGAGGAUGACAUUGAAAAUAUUCUCAAAGGUUCUUCAAAGCAGGAAUUAAAAAAUGGAUUUGAUGGGCCAAAACUAAAGAAGAAAUAUAAGAAUGCUGACAAUAAAUCUAGUUGGAAUGUUAACCUUAGGAAGUUUCCAGAUCUCGAGGUAGGUGAAAGAAUGGACCCCAAAACUCUGAAAGAUCUUCGUUUCUUAGAGAGUCCACUGGAAAUCCCAGCCUGCCGUGAAGGAUCAGGUUCUAGACCAUCCACCCACCUGUCCCAGUCCCCUGGUUUUGCACAUGUUACUGGUCAAAAGAGUCUGACAAGCACAGAGAUCAUGAGGAUUCAAAGGCAGACAGACUUUCUCAAGUGUACCCACUGUCUGGCCCCCUACCCGUCUGAUCCCUAUGCUCGCUUCUGUCAAGAAUGUGGUGCUUCUAUCCCACCCAUUUUUGGCUGUCGACUUCCACCCCCAGAAGGAGCUCAGAUGGGCUUGUGUGCAGAAUGUGGAAGCAUGGUACCCAUGAAUACCCCCAUCUGUGUGGUGUGUGAGGCCCCUCUUGCCCUACAGCUGCGGCCACAGGCCAGCCUCCACUUGAAGCAUGCUGCUUGUUGGACCACUCUGUUGGGCUCUGUACACCACAGUCCCCAGGCUCUGACUCCAAGACUUACUGCCCCCUACCUUGACUCAGUGACCUGCAUCCCUGCAUGCUUUGGUGGUCAUGGUGAUGGAGGGGUACAGUGGAGGAAUUUGUUAAUUGUAUCAGGGGCUAUGGCCAGGGAUAGCUUUGAAGAGGAUUGCCAUCUGAACAGAUAUGUAAGAAUUUGCCAAAUGAAGGUGUGUGACAAGGAGAAGCGGCUCACAUAUAUGUGUUUAUUGGGGAUUGGUGGGAUGUUCCAGGCAGAUUAA
Messenger RNA from Castor canadensis (American beaver), 1332 nucleotides. NCBI's taxonomy places the organism in Eukaryota, Metazoa, Chordata, Mammalia, Rodentia, Castoridae. The record is from RefSeq and is a predicted model, not a curated record.